Molecule: messenger RNA, 894 nt
Organism: Giardia duodenalis
Lineage: Eukaryota; Fornicata; Diplomonadida; Hexamitidae
Product: Kinase, NEK
Exons: 1
Coding region: 1-894 (297 amino acids)
Biological process (GO): protein phosphorylation
Molecular function (GO): ATP binding; protein kinase activity
Source: RefSeq, a predicted model, not a curated record
AUGGCGUACAGCGACUGGGCUAAGAGUCAAUAUAUGGAGUUGAAUGAACUAGGGUGCAACGGAAAGCUUUCCUUACACAGUGCGCGUGUGAGGUCGUCCGGGGACGCGGUUUCCUUCUGGCGCAUCGGUAUAUCUGGCCUCCCCGAUUCUGUACUGGAUGCAAUCGUCGUGGAAGUCCAGCAUGUCAAGGACUAUCAGCAUCCAGCACUAAUAAAGGUAACCAAUGUGUAUGCUGAUGUAGACGACCUGUAUGUGUACAUAGAGAUGGAACCUGUCAACUGCACCUUGAAGGACUAUGCGAAGCAACACAUCAGCGCUCAGAGUAAAGUUCCCGAGCAAGUUGUUUGGGACACGGCAAGCUCUUUAUUAGAGGGUCUUUCAUACCUUCACUUGCUUGAAAAUCCUACCCCGUUUCUAUCAACGAGCUCCUCUAGUCUGAUGGAUGCUACCAACAACAGUAGAAGCGUUAAUAUUGUUGGAGUUCACGCCAGUAUCACGUCGUCAACCGUCUUAGUAACGCAGGAGGGCCAUAUAAAGCUCGGUGUCUUUGGGCUUUCCGCGACCCUCGAUGAACUGUAUUCGCUCGGAUAUUAUGACGUCCCGCACUGCUUCCGAGCACCUGAGGUGACAAAGUACAAGCACAGCUUAAAGAGCGACGUUUGGGCACUUGGAGCAACCCUUGUGGAUAUGUGCGUGGGAACGCUUUCUUCUCGUGAUGACUUCCCGGUCAAUCCUGGCUCAUUGGAGCACCCAGAUCUUUCAGACUAUCUAGCGCAAUAUACACCAAGGCUUAGAAAGUUCCUAGGUGUGUGUCUGCGCUUCGAUGUGACAAAGAGGCAUCUGACUAAUGGGUUGAUGGACGAGCUGGCUAGUCUGAAACCGAACGGAGUGUAA